AUGGGAAUCAAACUCCCUCAUCCCGCGUUAGGGGUUAUAGUACCAGCAUGCCUUAUUGAGUUCAUAGGUCAUAGCGCCCACUUCUUUAUCUUCAAACACUACUUCUCAACCAAGAAACAAAUUCUCUUUGAAUGUUUUCUCGCCAUGAUUUGGAUAUCAUAUUAUAUUGCCAUCAAGAAAGACCCGGGUCAGGCACCAAGCGACUAUAAGUCAGUGUCAGGAGAAUGGAAAAGAUGGUGCAAGAAAUGCGAAGCUUACAAACCAGAAAGAACCCAUCAUUGCAAAACUUGCAAGAAAUGUGUAUUAAAGAUGGAUCAUCACUGUCCGUGGACUGCAAAUUGUGUGGGAUAUAAAAAUAUGCCUCAUUUCAUGAGAUUCUUGUUUUGGGUCGAUUUUACCACCGGGUUUGUGUUUGUUGAAUUAUUCAAAAGAGGGUGGCAAUUUUGGGAAGAAAGAAAUUAUCCUGCUUAUAUGUUUAGAAAGUCAGAGUUAGUUUUUUUGAUGAUACUAAUUAUGAUGGAUGGGUUUGUAUUUUUAUCUGUGGGGUUAUUGACCUUAAAAUGCAUGAUUCAUAUUACUUCAGGAAUGUCACAAAUUGAAACAUGGGAAUGGGAAAGAGUGGAAUCUCAGCUACGAAGUGAGAGGUUUUGGCAUAGAAUUAGAAAUAACUAUCAGAAUUUACACGGGAAACCCAUGCCAAAAUUAAAAUCCAUUAGGGCCGAACAAUAUUUCUAUUAUAAUGACAGUGAUGCCGCAAAAAAAUCGGAUCAUUGGUUAUUUUCCAUUGAUGAUAUUGUCUUCCCUUAUGACAUAGGAUUUUGGAAUAAUAUUGUAGACCAGUUGAAUUAUCCUUGGCUUUGGCUACUACCUUGGACUGGGCCCAAAGGUGAUGGCAUACUUUUUGCAAAAACAGAUUUAUUAGAAGAAGAUCAGCUCGGGUUGCCUUGGCCUCCAGAUGGUGGGCACCAAGUUAUUGAAGAACUCGAUUUCGAGCCUGAGGUGGACCAUGAUGCUAAAGAAUCCUACAUUUUUAAAAGCAGAAAAGAUUUGAAUAGAAAGGAAUGGAUAAAUAACAUGGGGGAGAAGUUAACCGAUUAUGGAGUUGAUGUGGAUGUAGAAGCAGAAGAACCACUAGAGUCAGUACUUAAAGAGAAAAGCGGAUGA
Messenger RNA from Saccharomycopsis crataegensis, 1164 nucleotides. It is a transcript of the gene PFA4, whose product is annotated as palmitoyltransferase PFA4. The transcript has 2 exons. Gene Ontology annotation, molecular function: protein-cysteine S-palmitoyltransferase activity. Gene Ontology annotation, cellular component: endoplasmic reticulum membrane. Bases 1 to 1164 code for a protein of 387 amino acids. NCBI's taxonomy places the organism in Eukaryota, Fungi, Ascomycota, Saccharomycetes, Ascoideales, Saccharomycopsidaceae. The record is from RefSeq and is a predicted model, not a curated record.